This is a messenger RNA of Asparagus officinalis (garden asparagus), 1116 nucleotides long. Its product is annotated as protein LURP-one-related 6-like. Lineage: Eukaryota; Viridiplantae; Streptophyta; Magnoliopsida; Asparagales; Asparagaceae. Bases 402 to 1007 code for a protein of 201 amino acids. The transcript is spliced from 3 exons. The record is from RefSeq and is a predicted model, not a curated record.
CCUUAAUUGGCCUUUCCAACCCAACACUCACAAGUAGGCGCAAUGUGAAAAACAACUGAUUUAAGCAUUAAUAGCGAAGACAUGAGAUAAGUCACACUGAAAAGAUAGGUAGAUGUAUAAAAGGAUAAAUAUGUUUGGAGUACUUGUAACUCAAAUAAUAUGAUCAAUCUUUUUGAAUCAAAUGGGUCCGCUGAGAGUAAAUAGGUACUUUUAGUCCAUUGGCAUUUUCAACCCCACUAUAAAAGAGGAAGUACUACUCCUUUGAAUAACAUCUGCCUAGAGUAUCAAAGAGUCAUUUUUAGGACUUUGAAGCAACACAUCCUACUUCAUUAUUCUACUCAUAAUUACUCAAAAAAAAAAAAAGGAUUUGCUUGUGUAUCUUAAUUAGCUCCAAGGCAACAAUGAGUGGCUCAUCCGAUCUCAUCCCCAUCGUGAGCAAAAUAUUUUGCUCUUCUUCUCUAACAACGCUGACGGUCAGAAAGAGGCCUCGUGUUGUGAACGGGGGAGGCUUUGCGGUCACAGAUCGCCGUCCGAAGACUAUUUUCACCGUGGACGGUUGCGGCGUCAUUGGUAGCAAGGGCCAGUUGCUGGUGAGAGAUGAAGAUGGAGCUUCAAUACUCAGAAUUCAGAAGAAGGGUGGUGUAGUCCAAGCUCUGAGCACCGGCCAUCAAUGGAAAGGAUUUGCUGACAAUCAAGGCACAAACAAGUUGGUGUUUAGUCUCAAAGAGUCAAGAGCAUGUUUUGCUAAAAACGAGAGGAUCAGGAUCUGCACUGAGCCUAGGAGCAGCCACAGAGACUGGGAUUAUGAAGUUCAUGGAUCGUUUCCAGAUAAAGAUUGCAGCAUCAAUGAUCGUAGAGGCGCCAUUGUCGCCGAGGUAAUUGUGAGCGAGAUGAUGGAGAGCAAAGAAAUCUAUCAAUUGAUAGUGCGGCCGGGAUAUGACCAAGCGUUUGUUGUUGGAGUGAUUGCGGUUCUUGACAGCAUUCAUGGAGAGUCCACAAGCUGUUGACUGUAUAAAAUCAGAAGACUUAAUGUACUGAAACUGGCAAACUCUAUGUGACUAAGACUUAAUUUGUAAGAUGAUUAGCUAGUUAAGAUGGUUGGUUGUUUAUUAUUAA